GAAGAGUCUGGAGGCUAGUGCGGUGCACUGAUUCAAUUCCUGCAGAGGGGAGAGUGCUCGGGGCGCCUUCGAUGCUCCAGGGCCCCCUGGGAAGGCAGCUGGCCGCUGCACGAGACUCCGCCGGGCUCCCUGGCGUCACCCUCGGUGAGUGAGGUAGAGCAUCCCUAUCGACCCCAGCCACCAGCCAGGACCCCUGCCAUGCCUGACCGGGCGGAAGGACACGUCAGGCCAGGAGGACCAAAGGUCAGUGUCAGUCUCAUGUCAUGGAGCAAAACCGGCUGACAGAACUGGGCUGCUUUCACUGGAUCACACCCUGGUGUGCAGACACUUAGAACCUUCUGGAAGCUCUCUGGAUCAUUCUUCCCUACAUGGCUGCACUAAUUGAUAACCCCUAACAGGGGCACACCUGGCCCUCCACAGUCACAGCUGGGACCUCUAUGACGUGGCUUCCUGCACGGCUGACCCAGACAGCCUCGUCCACCACGCCGACUCCUGCCUUCCUCACCACCCACCCCGGUGGCCAGCGUGAUGCUCUCUUUGUUCUACACAGCCCUCUUGGUCUUCGGCACCCUGGGAAACAUCCUUGCCCUUCACCUUGCUUAUCAAAAGGGCAAGAAGAUCAACUCAACAAAUGUCUACCUGGUCCACCUGGCAGUGUCCGACCUCCUGUUCACCCUGGCCCUGCCCGGAAAGAUCGCCUACUACGUGCUGGACUUCAGCUGGCCUUUCGGUGAAGGGCUCUGCAGGCUGACGGCCUUCAUAUUCUACGUGAACACUUAUUCAGGGAUCUACCUGAUGGCAUGUGUGAGCGUGGACCGUUACGUGGCUGUGGUCCACACCCACCAGUGUCUCCCGCUCCGCAGACCCCGGCCGGCCAGGCUCAUCUGUGUGGCUGUGUGGGUCCUGGCGUCUCUGCAGACGGCGCCCCUGCUCCUGCUCUCCAUGACCAAGCUCGUGGCCAGCAGGCUGACCUGCAUGGAGUAUGACAGCGUCCAGCCGGUGCUCACGCUGCCCGUCGUGGUCCUAGUGAUCUCCGCUCUGAGUUUCUGCGGGCUGGUGGGCAUCAUUCUCUUCCGCUAUGUGAGGAUCACCAUGAAGCUGUGCAGGAUGGCCCGGGACAACCCUCUGACAAGCAGGAAGGGGCACCACCGCAGGGCCUGCCUUCUCACCCUGGUGGUGCUGGUGGCCGUGCUUGUGUGCUUCAUCCCCUACCACUUCAAUGUCAUCCAGUUCAUGGUGAGAAAGGUGCUCCACCAGCCAACCUGCCCCGAGCAGAGGGCUUUCAAACUGUGCCUUCAGCUCACGGUGUGCCUCAUGAACUUGAACUGCAGCAUCGACCCCGUCAUUUACUUCUUCGCAUCUACGCGUUACAGGAAAUGGCUCCUCAGCAUUUGGAAGCUCAAAGCGUCAGCAUCCUCCACCUCCCCCGCUCCGGGAAAAAGUUCCUCAGAAGCACAAAAUAUCAACCAGACUGGGGGCUCCUUGCCCUUAGAGGAGAAUGAGGUCUAAUAGGUCAUGGGCUUUAAGACUGCAUCUGGGGCUAGGGUUCCAGCGUUGGGGCCCCAAAGCUUAUACAAUUUGGGCGGGUGUGGGUUCUUUAAGAAAAAGAAUACAAAACAAUAGAUGCAAAAUUAGGUACAAGGUCUUGGAUGGUAAGUGAGGAGCCCUGAAGCUUGCGCUCAUUAGCUUUACGGUGAACCUACCUCUGAUGUAUCCUAAUA
Messenger RNA from Delphinapterus leucas (beluga whale), 1721 nucleotides. The record is from RefSeq and is a predicted model, not a curated record. NCBI's taxonomy places the organism in Eukaryota, Metazoa, Chordata, Mammalia, Artiodactyla, Monodontidae.